UUAUGAAUAUUUGCUAAUUAAUUCUGAUGAAAAAUAAUGGGGAAUUGCAGAAAGAAGACAUGACAAACAAAUCUUACGAGGAGGCCAUUGUUUCCCUCCAGAACCUUCUCAGUGAAAAGGGAGAGCUGGGACCAGUUGUAGCAGAAAGAAUCGAUGAAAUCACAGCUGAGUUACAAACAAGCAGCAAACCGUUCGACCCGGUUCACAGGAUCAAGUGUGGCUUUAAUUAUUUCAAAACAGAGAUAUAUGACAAAAAUCCAGAACUGUUUGACAAACUCAAAAAAGGCCAGGAACCCAAGUUUUUGGUGUUUGCAUGCUCGGAUUCACGAGUGAGCCCAUCCAUUGUCCUCAACUUUCAGCCCGGUGAGGCUUUUAUGGUUCGAAACAUAGCCAACAUGGUCCCUCCUUAUGACAAGCUUAGGUACUCAGGAACUGGAGUUGCCAUUGAAUACGCUGUUCUCCAUCUGAAGGUAGAAAAUAUUCUAGUCAUUGGUCACAGUACCUGUGGAGGUAUCAAGGCUCUCAUGAGUCUUCCACAAGAUGGUUCUGAAUCAACUGAAUUUAUUGAGAAUUGGGUGAAAAUUGGAUUACCUGCCAAGGCCAAGGUGCUAGCUGAGCAUCCAAAUAUAAGUUUUGAAGAACAGUGCAAAUACUGUGAGAAGGAAGCUGUGAAUGUAUCACUAGCCAACUUGCUGACCUAUCCAUUUGUGAGAGAUGGUUUGGUGAAUAAAACAUUGGCAUUGAAGGGAGGUUACUAUGAUUUCAUUAAAGGAGAAUUUAAGCUAUGGGGACUUCACUUUGGCCUUUCUCAUCCUUGUUCUAUCUGAAUUCAACUAC
Solanum verrucosum is the source of this 837-nucleotide messenger RNA. RefSeq names its product carbonic anhydrase, chloroplastic-like. NCBI's taxonomy places the organism in Eukaryota, Viridiplantae, Streptophyta, Magnoliopsida, Solanales, Solanaceae. The coding region runs from base 27 to 827 and encodes 266 amino acids. Gene Ontology annotation, molecular function: zinc ion binding; carbonate dehydratase activity. Gene Ontology annotation, biological process: carbon utilization. The record is from RefSeq and is a predicted model, not a curated record. The transcript has 7 exons.